CGUUUCCGGCGCCCCGCCUCCUGUCUCUCCCCGUGUCCGCAGCCGCAGGGACGGUUUAAUCAUGGCCGCUUCCAAACCUGUGGAGCCACAAGGCGGGCCUGGGAUCCCUCACUGGAAAGUGGCCCUGGCAGUGGGGGCCCCUCUGCUGCUGGGAGCCGGCGCUCUGUAUCUGUGGAGCCGGCGCAGCAAGUCCAAGAGAGACGGUCAGAGGAGGACACCCGAGGGCAGGGCCAGCCCGGUGCCAAACAAGAGCAGCCCCAGCCAGGAGCCAGAGCCCCCGCAGGAGCUGAGUCCCCUGGAAAGAGCACAAGCUGCAAAGAACAAGGGUAACAAAUAUUUUAAAGCGGGGAAAUACGAUCAAGCCAUCCAGUGUUACACAGAGGCCAUUAGCCUUUGCCCUUCUGAGAAGAAAGUGGAUUUGUCGACUUUCUAUCAGAACAGAGCAGCAGCUUAUGAACAGCAACAAACAUGGAAGGAAGUAGUACAAGAUUGCACUAAAGCCGUGGAACUUAAUCCCAGAUAUGUUAAAGCUCUUUUUCGACGAGCAAAAGCCCAUGAAAGGCUUGACAACAAAAAAGAAUGCUUGGAAGAUGUCACAGCUGUGUGCAUUUUGGAGGGUUUCCAGAACCAGCACAGCAUGCUCCUUGCAGAUAAAGUUCUUAAGCUACUUGGAAAAGAAAAGGCCAAAGAGAAAUACAAGAACAGGGAGCCCCUGAUGCCUUCGCCUCAGUUCAUCAAAUCCUAUUUCAGCUCCUUCACCGAUGACAUAAUCUCUCAACCCCUGCAGAAAGGAGAAAAGUCUGAUGAAGAUAAGGACAAGGAGGGAGAGGCAUCUGUGGUCAAAGAGAAAUCUGGUUAUUUAAAAGCAAAACAAUACAUGGAAGAAGAGAACUAUGACAAAAUCAUUAGUGAAUGCACCAAAGAGGUGGAGGCAAGAGGGAAAUACAUUGCUGAAGCUUUACUACUGAGAGCCACUUUCUACUUGCUUAUCGGGAACGCAUCGGCUGCUAAACCAGAUUUAGAUCAGGUUGUCAGCAUGGAAGAGUGCAACGUUAAGCUUCGUGCAAAUGCCCUUAUCAAACGAGGCAGCAUGUACAUGCAGCAACAACAACCUAUGUUGUCCACUCAAGAUUUCAACAUGGCAGCGGACAUCGACCCACAGAAUGCAGAUGUUUAUCAUCACAGAGGGCAGCUGAAAAUCCUUUUAGACCAGGUGGAAGAAGCAGUUUCAGACUUCGAUGAAUGCAUUAGACUUCGACCGGAUUCUGCCCUAGCUCAAGCACAGAAAUGCUUUGCAUUAUAUCGUAAAGCAUACACUGGUAGUAACCCCAUACAGAUUAAAGCAGCAAUGAAAGGCUUUGAAGACGUAAUUAAGCUGUUUCCAAAGUGUGCUGAAGGCUAUGCCCUCUAUGCUCAGGCCCUAACAGAUCAACAGCAGUUUGGAAAAGCUGAUGAAAUGUAUGAUAAGUGCAUUGACCUUGAGCCUGACAAUGCUACAACAUAUGUUCAUAAAGGUUUACUUCAACUCCAAUGGAAGCAAGAUCUGGAUAAAGGAUUAGAGCUCAUCAGUAAAGCCAUUGAAAUAGACAACAAAUGUGAUUUUGCCUAUGAAACAAUGGGAACAAUUGAAGUUCAGCGGGGAAAUCUGGACAAAGCAAUUGACAUGUUUAACAAAGCCAUUAAUCUGGCCAAGUCUGAAAUGGAAAUGGCCCAUCUUUACUCACUAUGUGAUGCUGCUUACGCUCAAACAGAAGUUGCAAACAAAUACGGAUUGAAGCCUCCGACACUGUAAAUGGACUAUCGUCAGAAAAGCAAUAAGGAAGCAGAAACUUGUGGCCCCUCUGAGGACCAUGCAUUUACAUCAUGGAGAGCAAUGCAUCCUGGGAAUCUAAUGAUGGAACAUUGUUUUUCUGCUUGUAGUGUUGUCAUUCAUUCCUUCUGUUAGAUGUAUGUGAUAUUGUGGGAGUAGGUAUAAGGAAUGCUCUACCAUGUUUCCCAUUUGCAGCUGAUGUUGGCAAAUAUAAGGGAUAAUAAAAGCUAUUCUUGUGAGAACAGAAGGGCCAGGUUGGCCAAGCAAAUAAAACUGCUGAAUUUG
Pelobates fuscus (common spadefoot toad) is the source of this 2095-nucleotide messenger RNA. RefSeq names its product translocase of outer mitochondrial membrane 70 (gene TOMM70). Gene Ontology annotation, biological process: protein insertion into mitochondrial inner membrane; protein import into mitochondrial matrix. The record is from RefSeq and is a predicted model, not a curated record. The transcript is spliced from 12 exons. Gene Ontology annotation, cellular component: mitochondrial outer membrane. Gene Ontology annotation, molecular function: transmembrane protein transporter activity; protein binding. Lineage: Eukaryota; Metazoa; Chordata; Amphibia; Anura; Pelobatidae. Bases 62 to 1792 code for a protein of 576 amino acids.